AUGCCUCCAAAGAAGAGGGCCAGGCGCUCAUACGAAGUCUCCGAGGCUACUCGACGAAGUGAGAGAUCUACACGAGGCCAAGGUGGACAUGCAGACCAGUUGAAAAAAACUGGAGAAACCUUAGCGGCCCCAGCGAGGAAAGGUCGGAAGCAGACCACUCUUGACAUUAGUGAUGCAGAAGAAAACCCCAUGGCUCCUUCCCAGCUCCGGAAACCAAAGAAAAAUGCUACUACUAAAAGGUCUCUGACUGGGAGCACCAAUCCUACUCAGCGUUCCAUUGGUAUCAACAAGAAUGUCUAUUCAGGACGUCAGCAACCUACUUCAGGAUGCCAACAUUCUGGCGCAUCUCUCCAAACAGCCCCAAGCGCAGCUCAGUCUUCAGGUAGGUUUGGGUUUCGGCAGCCUACUUCGACUAGCAGUCAGAACAUCCGGAAGCCACCACGGUCCAAUGAGCGUACCCGUGAGGAGGAGGCUGGAAAUCAAGCUCCAGAGCAUGAUAUCGGUGACGAUGACCAGGACCAGGACCAAACUGACGGGGAAAAUGAGGAAAGGGACAGGGUUCAGGACCAGGAGCAAAUGCUCAAAACAGGCGAUACCAUGGACUUCGGACAACACGAAGACGAUUUGGAUGGCGAGUACGAAGGUGAAGCUCAGGAAGAUUUUAAUCGUUGCGAUUUCAACCAUGAGCCCGACGCUGUGGACGAUUUUCUGAAUCAAGGUAUUGAUAGGGAUCUUGACGACGAGAUUGACACUCAGAUGGACAAGCCUGAUGCUCAGGACAAUGCUAUUGAUGAUGAUUUCAACAAUGAGCUCGACAACGCGGCCAGAGACAAAACAGAGGAAAGUGAAGCUUUUGAUGUUCUCGAGCGUCAUCAAAUGAAGAAUGGAUGGCGCAAGGCUCCUUCCUUAACUUAUCUAUCGAAGGCGAAACAUACUGAACGCAGACAUGCUUCUAGCCACUCGAAGUCUCCUCGUCGACCGUCACCUCAACGUGUGGUGUCUACUGGGUCUUCUGCUCUAGCGCGACCUCCUAAAUACACACAUCUCAGCGUGUCCCGUCUACGUGCCCUUCUUCCUCCCGCAUGCACUCUCGCCAUUCUACACGCUCAAGGUCUCCAUAUCGGCAUUCAGUGUCGCCUCAUAGACACACAUCUCAGCAUGUCCUGUCUACGCGCCCUUCUUCCUCCCGCGUGCACUCUCAUCAUUCUACACGCUCAAGGUCUCCAUAUCGACGUUCGGCGUCACCUCAUACACACGUAUCCCAGCGUCCCUCCCGCAUGCAGUCUCCUCAUCGGCGUUCUCCAUCUAGGCGAAGCACUUCCCCCAGUCGUGCUCACAUAUUACAGUGACCUAUCUCCAUAUAAUACAAGGGAACGGACAUGCAUAAUAUCCCGUAUGAUACGGGCCAGCGGACCAUGGGCCCAUGAUAAAAAUAUCCUUAACUAUGACGGAUGGGCCGGGAGGCAAAUUAUUCCCGAUGGAGGCGGGUGGGCCCAUGCAGGGAAUAUAUAG
Molecule: messenger RNA, 1512 nt
Organism: Suillus discolor
Lineage: Eukaryota; Fungi; Basidiomycota; Agaricomycetes; Boletales; Suillaceae
Exons: 6
Coding region: 1-1512 (503 amino acids)
Source: RefSeq, a predicted model, not a curated record